This is a messenger RNA of Drosophila ananassae, 1445 nucleotides long. RefSeq lists its product as uncharacterized. Lineage: Eukaryota; Metazoa; Arthropoda; Insecta; Diptera; Drosophilidae. Gene Ontology annotation, molecular function: DNA binding. The transcript has 2 exons. The record is from RefSeq and is a predicted model, not a curated record. The coding region runs from base 132 to 1103 and encodes 323 amino acids.
GCAACCGAUAGUUUGAACCAGAUCCUUUCGACGCAUCUUCAGCUGGUUCCAUGAGUUAUUGUUUACGCAUCUCGGAGAUUGUUUUUUAUUUUAUCACAAUAUAUUUCUGAAUUACUGUGAAAACAGCCGAAAUGAAGCGAAAGACGAGCGAAAUCUGGUGCUUCUUUCGGGCAGUAGACGACACCUACGCGGUGUGCAACAUCUGCAAGGCGAAGCUGUCGUACAAGACCACAACCACAAAUCUGAGUAAACAUAUGAACAGAAUGCACCCAACUACGGCUAUGGCUCGCACCCACAACUUUAAAUUCCACCGUCGACCGCAAGAAGGUGACAUGGACCGCAACAAGGCAAAGCCUCGAAACGCGACACAGGAGACGAUCCUUCUCGAUUUUGUAAAGAAGCACCCCCGCCUGCUGCAGAAUCCGACGUGGGAGACUAGAAAUAAUCUGGAGUCUCUAUGGGAACAGCUGACAAAUGAACUCAACAGGCAUGGGCCGCCGCGAAAAGAUAUACCUACCUGGAAAAAGGCCCUGAAAGACUGGAAGAGGUUCAUCUUAAAAAAGGUUGAGAAAAACGAAAUGCACAACAUGCCAUUUGGCACUAGUCUGAAUUCGUCGGAGGAAACCAUUGCAACUCUUUGCCGCUUAAACGAAGAUGUCAGUCAAAUAAUAAUGAAAGUUUCCGACGACGAUGAAAUGCACGAGAAUUCCACCACCGGGUUCGACAUAGACGAAGUGGAGGAUGUUGUGCCGGAGGAUGAUAGCGGCGGGCCUCUGCAAACCCCCGCCGAAUAUGUGUAUGAGCCGGAUGAGGCCAAAGUUGAAAUAGACCCCCUGUAUCUUCAGUCAAGCAGGCGACCGCGGGCCAGCAGCCGGGUAAUGGAAGAAGAAACUCUGCUUGAAAAGAUUAAAGACAAUAUAAGUCUGGUCAAUGAUUCCGCCAGCAGUGUGCACCUAGCGCUUAACGAGUUCUGCUUACUGUAUAAGCAGAAGUUAUAUGAGGAUAAGAGGCAUCACCUGGCCAUGGAGCAGUUGAUGGCGGAGAAAGUCGAUUUAAAGAGGAAACUUUUAGAAAUUGAGCAAAGGAAGCUAUCUCUUAAAUAACUAAGCUCUCCUAGCAUCAAGUGUUGGAAUUAAAACUCAACUGUAUAUUUUGCUUAAGAUCUUAGGUUCCCUGUUGUCUAAUUUUAUAUCUGUUCCGAUACUCUAUCACACUCCAAAUCAACUGAAUACCAGUAUAAGAAUAACAUAAGCUAUUUUAGUUCAUUUUUAUUGUAGACAUUUAGCUUAUUUGCAAUUGUUCUUCGUAGACUUGUUUAACGAUUUCCUUGAAUUCUGGGGGGUAGAAUGCAUCGCUCAUGACAACAUCAUAUGCAUAUUGCGCCUCCUUUAGGAAGAAUUUCCUUAUUUAAAAUAAAUAUUGAAGCAUAAUACAAAUAUUACUUA